Messenger RNA from Oncorhynchus nerka (sockeye salmon), 4322 nucleotides. RefSeq names its product lissencephaly-1 homolog A-like. Gene Ontology annotation, molecular function: microtubule plus-end binding; dynein complex binding. The transcript has 12 exons. The coding region runs from base 601 to 1833 and encodes 410 amino acids. Gene Ontology annotation, biological process: vesicle transport along microtubule; microtubule organizing center organization; brain morphogenesis. Lineage: Eukaryota; Metazoa; Chordata; Actinopteri; Salmoniformes; Salmonidae. The record is from RefSeq and is a predicted model, not a curated record. Gene Ontology annotation, cellular component: neuron projection; microtubule associated complex; nuclear envelope.
GCUGUCAGUUUGUAAACGCAAGCGCGUCCCCGACUCUGAAGGCGAAUGCGGCAGGAAAAAACAAGGAUUGCAAGAGAGAAAAGUCGGCAUACUCUAACCUCGAGAUCAUACGUUCCUUAUUUUGGAACGAAAAACACGUCCUUUUGGCUUGUAUAACUGUCCGAACUAGCUAAGGAUAUUCAGGAAAAACUAUAGGCUAGUUACCAAACUAGUUGUGUGUUUCCUGUAGCCACUGACUACGCUACUCCCUCCAUCCAUCACGUUACAUCCAGUGAGCUGGACAACUUCGAUCGUUUUGUGAUCUGUCAUCAAGGCUCUAGACCGAUGCAGUUUAGAACUGACUGGUAACCCUUCUGCAGGCGUUCCUCUCGUCUCAUUUUUGGAGCCAGAGCUUUUGGGGGGCAGAGUCCUGCGUUAGUGGCAGAGCCUCCAUCCCCCAGUUAGCCGGAGUCGUCAUUAUACAUCGGAACACUGUCGCUGUCGAAGUGUGUUGGUUGGAUUGAACUGAUCUGAUCUUCUGACUGGGGAAACCGCAGCAGCUGCAAGCCAAGCCCUCUGCUUGACCACCCCUGGCCCCGCCUACACCUCCCUGCUGCCACCAUGGUUCUGUCACAACGGCAACGAGACGAACUAAAUCGAGCGAUAGCUGAUUACCUUCGUUCAAAUGGAUAUGAAGAGGCAUAUUCAACUUUCAAGAAGGAGGCAGAAUUAGACGUGAAUGAAGAAUUGGAUAAGAAGUAUGCCGGCCUUUUGGAAAAGAAAUGGACCUCAGUCAUCAGAUUACAAAAGAAGGUGAUGGAGCUGGAAUCGAAGCUGAACGAGGCCAAGGAGGAGAUCACCCUAGGUGGGCCCAUAGCCCAGAAGCGUGACCCCAAAGAGUGGAUCCCUCGCCCGCCGGAGAAGUACGCACUGAGCGGCCACCGCUCCCCUGUCACACGCGUCAUCUUCCACCCAGUCUUCAGCGUCAUGGUGUCCGCCUCCGAGGACGCCACAAUAAAGGUGUGGGACUAUGAGACAGGAGACUUUGAGCGGACGCUGAAGGGCCACACUGACUCUGUCCAGGACAUCUCCUUUGACCAGACUGGCAAGCUGCUGGCCUCCUGCUCUGCAGACAUGACCAUCAAGCUGUGGGACUUCCAGGGCUUUGAGUGCAUCAGAACCAUGCAUGGACACGAUCACAAUGUUUCGUCCGUAGCCAUCAUGCCCAAUGGAGAUCAUAUAGUAUCUGCCUCUAGGGACAAAACCAUUAAAAUGUGGGAGGUGGCCACUGGUUACUGUGUGAAGACGUUCACGGGCCACAGGGAGUGGGUGAGGAUGGUCCGGCCCAAUCAGGAUGGCACCCUGAUCGCCAGCUGCUCCAAUGACCAGACUGUGCGUGUGUGGGUGGUGGCGUCCAAAGAGUGCAAGGCCGAGCUGCGGGAGCACGAACACGUGGUGGAGUGCAUCUCCUGGGCCCCUGAGAGCGCUCAUCCCACCAUCUUGGAAGCCACCGGCUCAGAGUCUAAGAAGAGUGGUAAGCCGGGCCCCUUCCUGCUGUCUGGCUCCAGAGACAAGACCAUCAAGAUGUGGGACGUCAGCAUUGGGAUGUGCCUUAUGACACUGGUUGGCCAUGAUAACUGGGUGCGCGGGAUGCUUGUCCACCCCGGAGGCAAGUUCAUAUUAAGCUGUGCUGACGACAAGACCUUAAGGAUCUGGGACUACAAGAACAAGCGCUGCAUGAAGACUCUGAGUGCCCAUGAACACUUUGUUACCUCUCUCGAUUUCCACAAGAAUGCGCCGUAUGUUGUCACCGGGAGCGUAGAUCAAACAGUAAAAGUGUGGGAGUGUCGCUGAUCCGAUCAGGCCUAAGAAGAUCGGACCACCACCAUCCCAAUUACCACCCCACCUCCUCUCACCCCACCUCCUAUAGGCCUCAUUCCACCUAACACUAUCUCUUUCAUCACCUCUGGUUACACUCACACACCAUGGUUAAUACCUUAUCCUGUCAUCACGCUCUCUGGUCCAAUAACUAUGGUCCUUUUAUGUACAUUAUUCUGGAUGUAGAUUGAGCUAUUAAAUGUUACACAGCAAAAAAAGUGUUCUUGCAUGGUGAUGAUGAAUCCAAAAUUGUAUACUGUAAAUUUACAUAAGGUUGUCUAGAAGUACCAUAGGUUUAACAUGGGUGGGGCUGGCUAAGUCUGUUGUCACAUGCAGCCUUACCUACCUACUUAUUGAAGGCAGAUGUUUCUUUGUGUGCGUCACAAAUGCCACACUAUUCCCUAUAUGUUGCAAUACCUAUGAACAGGGCCUAUGUGCCCUGAUCCAAGGUAGUACACUACAGGGAAUAGGGUGCCUUUUGGGACACAUUCUUUGACUGGGUGUAAAACGUAGGGCGCUAACACUGAUCAUUUUAAAAACGACUGUCGUUUCUUUUCGUGUCAGAUUUAUUAUUUUUGUCACUUUUUUCCCCCUGUUUAUUUUAUUUUUGUUAUUUUCUCUCCUUUUCACUGUUGUAGUCUGUCAGUGACCUUUUUGAGGGGGAAAAGGAAAAGUAUAAUCCCUUGAUGUCGGAGGAUAUGAGAUUGUCUGUCUGUGGGGGUUUUGUUAUUGGAAUAAUCUGUAGCUUUGUAACAUCACUUCUGAAGUGUGCAUACCAUUUCUCUUCAUGUGGAACUAGAUAAUAUAUUAAUGGCUGCAUAUACGAUUGUUUCAAACUGUUGUCUAUCUUCGGUCAUCUGGGGGUUGAGAAAACAAAACAGCUUUGUACUCUUGUCAUGACGACGCGUCCUAAACUGAGUAGCAAAACCACACCUGAUAGGCUUAGAAUUAUCCAAUCCAAUGACUGAAUUAUGUUUAUUGAAUCGGAACCUUUCUAUAUUGGCAUCUGAAUGAAUUAACCUGGCUAGGCUGCGCAGCUGGUGAUCUUAUUUCAGUGGGUUAGCAUUUUGGCUGAAAACUCAGUGGACUGAUGACUUUCAGGUUAGCAUUUAGGCAAUGUGAGCCGAUAGUGUGAGGUUACUCCUCCCUGAAACGCUGCCCCCUGUCUGUUCGGACUGGUACUGGACCUUAUGGUUGGCCGCAACUGAUCAGGCGACCGACCGCCUCAGCCUUUCUUUAGCACUUGGCCCUUUAGCAACUGACUUCAGGGAUAUCACCUCUUUUUAAUCUCAAGCACUUGAAAAGAAAGACCUUUAGGUGUCUCCCUCCCUCUGUAAGAUGUCUCACUGUUGUCUCAAGUCUAACCUGAGUGAUUUCCACUGGACUCAACUGAACCUUCUCCCUUUUUCUAACCAUAUGACGAAUCAGGUGUCAGCUGGGUUUUAUUAUCCCUUAUACUAUAGGAAUCAUGUAAGAGAUUUGAUGCUCAGUUGGCCAUCGUCUUGUGCUGCUUGCUUCUAUGGGCUGUGUAAAUUAGGGAGGGUAGUAAGCUUAAGCCUUAGCUCUGGAUGAAAUAUGCAAGUUUCAAACACAGUCGGACACAGUCAGAGAGACGUCGUCAUAGCAUGACAAGGAGUCAAAGUUGCCCCUCUGGUUUUGAUGUGCAAAAUAUCUCCCUGGAAAAAUACAAAGAAUUGAGAGGUAAUAAAGCUGUUUCUGUGAGGGAGAAAGACAUGUAAACUAAAGCUUUUUACUGAGCUGUAGGUAAGUGUCCAAAUCUGUGUUUCCACUGAACUGACUGGGUAACUUUCGGGGGGGAUUCAUUAAUUCAGUUGGUGAUGAAAUAAAAUGCUAGCAGUAGACAUGCUAAUGAAUGAUUGUGUUCUCUGUACAGUAGAGGUCUGAUGGUUGUAGUUCUUGUAUAGGGAUCUUCACCCCUAAGACUACAUACAGCAGCUCCCUUGCCACAGACCGACGUUGGUCUUGGGCUAGACCUACUAGGAUCUGUUUGUGCACAGGAGAGUGCUUAGACACCAUUCCUAGGGAAGAGCUCUUGGGUCAAAACUCUUCAGGACUGACUCUAACACAUUGCAGUAGUCUCCAGGGUGGCAAGCACAUCUGUAUCCUAUUCUGUUCAUCUUAAUGAGCUAGAAGGCUGAAGAAAUAAUGAAAAAUGACAAUUGGAACUAAUUCUAAUCUAACCAAAUCUAUCUAUGACAAUGGAGACCAACCAUUCCCCCCAACAACAAAAAAUAACAUCUUGCUUCUUACUCUGCAGCAGGCGAGGAAGAAUCCUAUUAUCUUGCACAUCCCUGCUUUUCGUUAGCUCUUUGGUCCUUUGUCCGACUGGCGAUCGAAGAGAAAUUAAGACUCAAUAAAAUGCAUAAACAAAAUAUCAUUUUUUAAAAUCAGCCUUUUUGCAUUAUGAUGCAAUUCUCUAAUAAUAAAGUACUCCACUUGCUUAA